Molecule: messenger RNA, 2228 nt
Organism: Branchiostoma floridae (Florida lancelet)
Lineage: Eukaryota; Metazoa; Chordata; Leptocardii; Amphioxiformes; Branchiostomatidae
Product: fatty-acid amide hydrolase 1-like
Exons: 15
Coding region: 1-1578 (525 amino acids)
Biological process (GO): fatty acid catabolic process
Molecular function (GO): fatty acid amide hydrolase activity; amidase activity
Source: RefSeq, a predicted model, not a curated record
AUGUGUUCUAUUAUAUCAACACAGCCAGCAGCACAAGCAGCCAGAAGGAGGAAGAUCCAGUCCCUGACCUUGACCCAGCUGACCCAGCAGCUGGGAGACGGACAGCUGUCAGCUGUACAGGUGCUGCAGGCGUUCCAGGAAAAGGCGACUGCAGUGAAUGAAGAGUUGAACUGUCUGACAGAGCCGAUUCCAGAUGCUUUGGUGAGAGCUCAGAAUUUGGAUGUGGUGGACCAGCCAUUGGGAAUACUGCAUGGUGUUCCUGUGUCUGUCAAGGAAAAUUACAACAUUAAGGGCAUGGUGACCACCAUGGGCGUGACGAAGUAUCUGGGCACACCAGCGGGUGAGGACGCUGUCAUUGUCCAGGUGCUGAGGAAACAGGGGGCCGUGCCUUUUGUGAAGACCAACGUUCCACAGGGUCUAGUCAAUUUCUCAUGCAGCAACCCGGUCUUUGGUACCACCGUGAACCCGCUUGACCCCACGCGGUCCCCAGGUGGGUCAUCAGGAGGAGAGGCGGCCCUGAUCAGAGCAGGAGGGUCGGUCCUUGGGUUCGGAACUGACGGGGCUGGAAGUGUCCGAGGCCCCGCCCAUUUCUGCGGUAUCUGCGGAUUUAAGCCAACUGCUCUGAGGAUCAGUGGCAGGGGUUUGUCGAAAACUUAUCCUGGACUGCCGGGAGUUAUUUCAAGUCCUGGUCUACUGGCCAGAGAUGUUGACAGUUUAGCCCUGGGUCUGAAGGCUCUGCUAGUACCGGACAUGUUCCAACUGGACCCGCGGGUGGUACCAAUACCAUUCCAACAAGAGACAUAUGAAGAUAACCAGCCCAUGCGGAUAGGAUACUUCACCACCCUGCCCUGCUGCCCUCCCACCCCGUCCAUGGGGAGGGCUGUCAUCAUGGCAAAGGAAGCCUUGGAGAAAGCUGGCCACACGCUGGUCGCCUUUGAUCCACCGGAUGACUCACGAGCCCUUAUCGACUUGACCACGAGGCUCAUGACUGCUGAUAACGGAGAGACAGUCUCUAAAAAGUGGCUGAAAGAUGAGGUGAUACAUGAAUAUCUGGAAAAGCAAGUCCCGUUAUUGAAAAUGCCUCACUUUUUGCGCAAGAUUCAAGGCUUCCUUCUCAAGCCUUUCUGGCCAAGAGUUGCGAAGAUGAUCUCUCACAGGUUGAUUGGGUCAAUCUUUGAUCUGUGGCAAAGGUUGGAGGAGAGGGAGAAGUACAAAGAGCAAUUUCAGAACGAGUUGAAAAAGAAGGACAUAGAUGUGCUUCUGUGCCCAGCGUUCGGCAUGCCUGCGUGCAAACCAGAGCACGCUGGUAUGGCAGUAGGUGCUCUAGCUUACUGCUCAAUCUUCAACCUGCUCGACUUUCCUGCCGGUGUUGUUCCUGUAACCAUGGUAACAGAGGAGGAUGACAGGCUGCUGGAUGAUUGGCAUGGCUAUGGCAACGACCUGAUGGACAAGAUCAUAAAAGAGACAACCAGAGGCGCAGUCGGGCUGCCCGUGGCAGUCCAGUGUGUGGCGCUGCCGUGGCAGGAGGAGAAGUGCCUCAGGCUCAUGAAGGAAGUGGAGACUCUGUGUCCCGUGUGAACAUUUUCUAGUCUUCUUGUUUUGGCCCAUCAUACACUUUUGCUGGACAUUCACGUCCAACGACCCAGUACAAAAAGAAAUGUCAGCUAUGAAGCCAAAGAAUCUGCUAUCGAGGCUACUAUGUUGGGUCUACAUCAGCAUUGGCUUUGUAAUGAUUGUUUACUGAGAAGACUUAUUAACAACGUAACACUACUUAACUUUUUAAGUUUUCACAGGGCAUUAUAUAACUGUUUUCUGUCGACGCCCUCGGAUGUUAGUGGGCUUUUAUCUUGAGAAAUGAGGAAAUGAUGUUAUUCUGUUUCACGCCUUGUAGCUAAAAUAUGUUAAGUAUGAUAUUUGUUUGAGGGGUUGUUCACUGCUGUAUACGCAAGUAGAAAAUGAGCUUCUAAUCAACAUUCAUCGUAAUGAAAACAAGUCAUUUAAGACAGUAUUUUAUCCAUAAUGCCAUUGACAGAGAUCAAUGGAUGAGUAUAUAUAUAUUUAUAUUAUUUACGUGUUCGGAUGCUAAUUUUCCGUAUCACAUAGGGUUCUAUGUUGUAUAUCACACGGGCUUCCUUUAAACAUUUCAUUUGGCCUUCGUGCGAUCCUUCCCGCGAUUGGGCUGGGCCGGAGGGUGAUGAGGAAUACACCGUGUUGUAUUCUAUAUGUAA